ACGACGUUGAUUAUCUUACUGUCCCAAUUACGCAAUGUCGGCCCCUGGCGACACACGUCGGGGUGACGAUUAGUGAAACGAAACGAUUGAUCAGCGAACGUAAAUCUUUCAACUGUUUCAUCAUGCCGCCUGUUCAAGUGCCCAACUACUGCAAGUGGAAGAGACCCCCCACCUCUGUCUACGAAGAUAAUUAUGGCUACGGUAUCAAUUUCUACCAGCCUAUGAUCGACUAUAUCUCUGAGCGGCAGCACGGUAUUUCGGCAAAACCUCCGCAUCUGCCGUGGAAUAACGAAAGGGGUUUGGAAAAAUACCGUUUUGACAAACCUAUACGAACUUAUUCAGAAGAAGACACUUCCCGAAUUGCACGUGAAGUAGCGGAACAAGCAAAAAGGGAACUCAACAAAUUCGAUGUCAAUAAGCAGCGUUCCGCCUUCUCGGUAGUGGCCACUGCAGCAGCGGCAAACGUCACAAAGCACGUUGGUGUUGAAAGUAUCAGUGUAAAAGCAAAAAAGAAGAAAGUCGAUAGGGAAAAAACCAAAGCAGAGAGACAAAAGAAGAGAAUGGAUGAAAUUGAAAAGGAACUCGAGCUUUAUGAAAAAGCAGCGAAUGUAAGUGCUGAAUUGAGAAGUAAAGCUUUAGUGUAUAGAGGCAAAUCAGCAAAAGCUAUCGCUCAAAGUUUGCUGCAAGAGAGCAGAAAAAAUGUGGAUCAAGGGAUAGUGAGACACAUGGAUGUACAAGCUAGAAAAAGAAUAGUGGACCGCAAUCUUGCCCGAAUUACAGAAAACUGGAUGUCAUCUAUGCAAAAAUCUGAAAAUACAGUUUCUAACGUGACAGACAAUAAAUUUUCGGAAUCAGUUUCGCAAGCUGUAAGGAGCAUCCGCGCAACGUCUCCCAGGAAGUGUAUAGUGACAAUUGAAACUGAAUACCCAACAAUAGAUGAAAGUUAUAUAUACAAAUUAAACGACAUAAAAGAUACUUUAAAACAAUUCGAACACUUACAAACAAAUCUUUUUAUUGAUACCAGGUAAUAUUAUUUAAAAUACCGGUAAUAAU
Messenger RNA from Hyposmocoma kahamanoa, 1053 nucleotides. Its product is annotated as paramyosin, short form-like. The record is from RefSeq and is a predicted model, not a curated record. The transcript has a single exon. NCBI's taxonomy places the organism in Eukaryota, Metazoa, Arthropoda, Insecta, Lepidoptera, Cosmopterigidae. The coding region runs from base 123 to 1028 and encodes 301 amino acids.